UUUGUGUAUUCUGUGUUGCCUACUUCUCGCAUUUUGACGUUUAUCCACGUUAUCAAUAUUUGUAAUCAGUCCUCAAAAAUGUGCAAUAAUGUUGGAAGAUUACAAAAAUGUGAUUGCCACCACAGCCUCAAUCUCUACAAUUUUGCAGUUCUUAAGUGGAACCUUGAUUUGUUUAAAAAUCUCGAGAAAUAAAAGCACGGGCGAUAUUUCCCCAUUUCCCUUUGUUAGUGGUUGUUUAUCGACGAGUCUGUGGCUCCGUUAUGGUUUUUUUAUCGAAGACCGUUCCAUAAUUUUGGUGAAUACGAUCGGAGUCAGUUUAUUUUUUGCCUAUGUUGUCACAUUCGUCAUGUAUAGUAUCAAGAAGUCAUCAGUAUUACGCCAAGUUGCCGGUUGUGUAACCGUUUUGGUCGCGACUUUGGUCUACAUCCAACACCGAGAGAAUUUUGAAGAAGCGAAAAGUUCCUUGGGAAUUGUGUGUUGUUUUGUAACAAUCUUGUUCUUUGCCGCCCCACUUGCCUCACUACUGCACGUUGUUAGGGUGAAAGACACUGAAAGUCUGCCGUUUCCCAUCAUUUUGGCCAGUUUUAUUGUCUCAAUGCAGUGGCUUGUUUAUGGAGUUAUACUAGAGGAUAAAUUUAUACAGAUACCAAACUUUUUAGGGUGCGUCUUAUCCGGUUUCCAGUUGACUCUAUUUUGCAUUUAUCCAAAAAUCAGAGUUAUUACAGUGUAACUAAAAUAUAUUUUAUAAUUUUA
This is a messenger RNA of Tribolium madens (black flour beetle), 753 nucleotides long. It is a transcript of the gene slv, whose product is annotated as sugar transporter SWEET1. Gene Ontology annotation, cellular component: membrane. The coding region runs from base 89 to 730 and encodes 213 amino acids. Gene Ontology annotation, molecular function: sugar transmembrane transporter activity. Gene Ontology annotation, biological process: carbohydrate transport. The record is from RefSeq and is a predicted model, not a curated record. Lineage: Eukaryota; Metazoa; Arthropoda; Insecta; Coleoptera; Tenebrionidae. The transcript has 4 exons.